CAUUACCGCGCAGGCUUGGUCACCGCAUUAAGGCAUUCCCGCUCUCCGCGGAACUGCUCUGCCGUCUCGGCGGUGAAAGUGUGAGAGGGUCCGUAGUUGGGUCAACUUUGACUCCUCUCGCCUGCCCGGAUCCUUAAGGGCCUCCUCGUCCUCCCGGUCUCCGGUCGCUGCCGGGUCUGUGCGCCGGUCCGCGCCCGCCCUCGCUCUGCCAUGGGCGCUUCCAGCUCCUCCGCGCUGGCCCGCCUCGGCCUCCCAGCCCGGCCCUGGCCCAGGUGGCUCGGGGUCGCCGCGCUAGGACUGGCCGCCGUGGCCCUGGGGACUGUCGCCUGGCGCCGCGCAUGGCCCAGGCGGCGCCGGCGGCUGCAGCAGGUGGGCACCGUGGCGAAGCUCUGGAUCUACCCGGUGAAAUCCUGCAAAGGGGUGCCGGUGAGCGAGGCUGAGUGCACGGCCAUGGGGCUGCGCAGCGGCAACCUGCGGGACAGGUUUUGGCUGGUGAUUAAGGAAGAUGGACACAUGGUCACUGCCCGACAGGAGCCUCGCCUCGUGCUCAUCUCCAUCAUUUAUGAGAAUAACUGCCUGAUCUUCAGGGCUCCAGACAUGGACCAGCUGGUUUUGCCUAGCAAGCAGCCUUCCUCAAACAAACUCCACAACUGCAGGAUAUUUGGCCUUGACAUUAAAGGCAGAGACUGUGGCAAUGAGGCAGCUAAGUGGUUCACCAACUUCUUGAAAACUGAAGCGUAUAGAUUGGUUCAAUUUGAGACAAACAUGAAGGGAAGAACAUCAAGAAAACUUCUCCCCACUCUUGAUCAGAAUUUCCAGGUGGCCUACCCAGACUACUGCCCGCUCCUGAUCAUGACAGAUGCCUCCCUGGUAGAUUUGAAUACCAGGAUGGAGAAGAAAAUGAAAAUGGAGAAUUUCAGGCCAAAUAUUGUGGUGACCGGCUGUGAUGCUUUUGAGGAGGAUACCUGGGAUGAACUCCUAAUUGGUAGUGUAGAAGUGAAAAAGGUAAUGGCAUGCCCCAGGUGUAUUUUGACAACGGUGGACCCAGACACUGGAGUCAUAGACAGGAAACAGCCACUGGACACCCUGAAGAGCUACCGCCUGUGUGAUCCUUCUGAGAGGGAAUUGUACAAGUUGUCUCCACUUUUUGGGAUCUAUUAUUCAGUGGAAAAAAUUGGAAGCCUGAGAGUUGGUGACCCUGUGUAUCGGAUGGUGUAGUGAUGAGUGAUGGAUCCACUAGGGUGAUAUGGUAAAGGGCUUCAGCAACCAGGAGGGAUUGACUGAGAUCUUAACAACAGCAGCAACGAUACAUCAGCAAAUCCUUAUUAUCCAGCCUUCAACUAUCUUUACCCUGGAAAACAAUCUCGAUUUUUGACUUUUCAAAGUUGUGUAUGCUCCAGGUUAAUGCAAGGAAAGUAUUAGAGGGGGGAAUAUGAAAGUAUAUAUAUAAAUUUUAGGUACUGAAGGCUUUAAAAAUAAUUAAGAUCAUCAAAAAUGCUAUUUUGAAUGUUAUCAUGGCUAUUACACUUUUACUUCCUGACUUUAAUAUUGAUGAAUAAAGCAAGUUUAAUGAAUCAACUAAAAAGCUGCAAAAAUGUUUUUAAAAUGUGUGCCUUUUAUUACCUAUCAGUCUAUGUUUUGGGAGAAAUGGGAAGCAACAGAUCACUGUGUCCUGAUGUGCAGGACGCAUGUUACCACACUCACAAAUGCCUAAUAUUGGUCUUUAUGUGGCCAUUGAGUCCUGUUGACUUUCCACUCAUGUGCUUUUUACUCUAGCAUUAUGGAAUCUGGGCUGUACUUGAGUAUGGAAAUUCUCUUAUAGACUUAGUUUUAGUACUCUAUUACACCUUUACUAAGCCACAUAAAAGUAAUCUGUUUGUGUGUAACUGCCAGAUAUACCACCUGGAAUUCCAAGUAAGAUAAGGAAGAGGAUGACAUUUAAAAGAGAAUGGAAUUUUGAGAGUAGGAAUGCAAGGAAGACAGCAUGAACAUAUUUUUUUCAGUGCAAAUAAUUUUUUCGUAACAAAGAAACGAACAACUUUGGUAUGAUCUUAAGCAAAAAUACUCACUGAAAUAGUAUGUGGAUGAAUUCACCUACUUACAAUUUUAUGGUUUCUUUGUAAAUAAUAAAUGUGAAUCUCAAUCCUGCUUUA
This is a messenger RNA of Homo sapiens (human), 2153 nucleotides long. RefSeq names its product mitochondrial amidoxime reducing component 2 (gene MTARC2). Gene Ontology annotation, molecular function: catalytic activity; molybdenum ion binding; pyridoxal phosphate binding. NCBI's taxonomy places the organism in Eukaryota, Metazoa, Chordata, Mammalia, Primates, Hominidae. Gene Ontology annotation, cellular component: mitochondrial outer membrane; peroxisome; mitochondrion. The record is from RefSeq and is marked reviewed. Bases 211 to 1218 code for a protein of 335 amino acids. The transcript has 8 exons.